Messenger RNA from Cyphellophora attinorum, 783 nucleotides. Its product is annotated as Alanine racemase TOXG. Gene Ontology annotation, cellular component: cytosol. Gene Ontology annotation, molecular function: L-allo-threonine aldolase activity. The transcript has a single exon. NCBI's taxonomy places the organism in Eukaryota, Fungi, Ascomycota, Eurotiomycetes, Chaetothyriales, Cyphellophoraceae. Gene Ontology annotation, biological process: L-threonine catabolic process; glycine biosynthetic process. The record is from RefSeq and is a predicted model, not a curated record. The coding region runs from base 1 to 783 and encodes 260 amino acids.
AUGACAACCGCAGCUGGCAAGCCUGUCAAUGGACACGCAAAUGCCCUCAACGGCAACCAUGAGCACGUCUCCGCCUGGCACCAGCCGGGUCCUGCUGCAUAUGACUUCCGAUCCGACACCAUGACAACCCCGACGCUUUCUAUGCUACACGCCAUCAGCAACACAACUCUGCUCGACGAUGUCGUCCUGGAGGAUCCCACCACCAACGCCCUCGAAGCCCACGUCGCUUCGCUGACAGGUCACGAAGCCGCCCUGCUCGUUAUGUCUGGCACCAUGGGCAACCAAGUCGCCCUACGCACACAUCUCGUCUCCCCACCAUUCUCCGUCCUCUGCGACCACAGAUGCCACAUCGUGAACUACGAAGCGGGCGGCCUGUCCAUGAUCUCCGGCGCACAAACCCUUCCCCUUGUCCCCUCAAACGGCCACCACUUGACUCUCGAGGACAUCCAAGCCCACGCCGUGAUCAGCGACGACGUGCACGCCUGCCCCACCGCCGUCAUCUCCCUCGAGAACACUCUCAACGGCACCGUCAACCCGCUCUCCAAUCUCCGCGAGAUCUCCACGUGGGCCCGAUCCCACGGAAUUAAAAUGCACCUCGACGGCGCCCGCAUCUGGGAAGUCGCCUCCUCCACCCACCCUAACGCCGCCGGCUCGCUCUCGGACUUCUGCAACCUCUUCGACUCCGUCUCCCUCUGCUUCAGCAAGGGCCUCGGCGCCCCUAUCCAUCUGUCAUCGUCGGCAGCAAAUCCUUCAUCAAACGCCGCCGCUUCCGCAAGAUGCUAG